Molecule: messenger RNA, 1821 nt
Organism: Cylindrotheca closterium
Lineage: Eukaryota; Bacillariophyta; Bacillariophyceae; Bacillariales; Bacillariaceae
Source: the annotation of a GenBank genome assembly
AUGGAGGAAUCAGACAAACGUCGCAUUCAGUUACUUCAUGGCGGGAUGGCAACUGUCUUUGGAAAUAACCUAAAGCAUCUCAAUGAUUGCCGCGAGAAACUAAAGGACAAAUUCAACGAAAGCGAACACAAGGAAGCCCUUUUGUCCAUAAGUGCCACCAUCAAGUCGGAGGAUGAUAAUAACACUAAUAAUAAUGCUACGGAUGAGAAUGAUGAUGGUAGUAAUGGUGGUGACCAAAGCAAGCCUGUUUCUCUUCCUCAGCAAGAACGAACUGAUGGAACAACCGUGAGAACCUUUGAUUGUCUGUAUGAUGCGGCAGAAAAAGUGCACGGAAAGUUUAAAACUGUGAUUCAACGAAUGGCCAAAGAAAAUGUCGAACGAGACCCUGCCUUUGAAAUCAAGUAUGUCGACCUGAAGGAUCGUUCCAGAGCUGAGAGCAAAGCCAUUGUAAAGUACGCCAAGAGAAUUCCGGGGCCUGCAUGUUCCUGGAUAUACGAUUUGAUUCGGUGCAGCAUCAUAUGCUACAAUCCUGAGCAAAUAAUAUACUGCAUCGAUUGGUUACAAACGAAUUACAAGGUCGUCCGUGUGAAGAAUCGAUUUCAGCAUCCCAAUCACAACGGAUACCGAGAUGUCUUGGUGUACAUUCAAGUGCCGGAUGAAACUUAUACAUUCUGCCAUAUAUGUGAGGUCCAAUUGCAUAUCAUAUUCCUCUGGGAACUCUCCAAUCACUUGGAUUCCUACAUUUCCCAUCAGUAUUUUCGGAACCUAUUCGUCGAUCACAAUCGAAGUCAUCAUGUCGAUGACGCUGUGAACAAGUGCAUUGAGGAUAUGAAUAUCAUUUUUACGGGAUAUACGGGAGAUGAGGAGGAACCAAUCGACCACGACCAUUUGACCGUCAUGUCGUCCAAAUGCGACGACGUUCUUAGACUUUCGACGGCAGCACAAGCUUUGGCAGAAUACUUUGGAGAGUUUGGUCUGGCAAUCCAAUUGCUUGAGCGUGCUGUAUUGGCACAAACCGGUCCAGAACAUGCAUUGGAAAGCGCUACCACUUGGGAAAAGAUUGCCUACUUGAAACUGUGUCAGGGUGAAAUGCAAGAAUCGUUGGAUCGGUACCAUUGCGCUUUGGACAUUCAGAACGAAUCCCUUGGAGAAAAUCAUCCACAUGUGUGUAUUACAUUGGAUCAUAUUGCUAGCAUUCUGGCAGAGCAGGAAAAAUUGGAUGAGGCACUGCAAUAUUUUCAACUCGCGUUGGAUAUCCAGUCGCUGACCUUGGGGGAGGACCAUCCAGACACAGCAACGUCCAUGAUGAACAUGUCCAGCAUUCUUCACGAAGAAGGUUAUCUGAACCAAGCGUUGCAAAAGGCCCAAAAGGCUUUGAAAAGUUUCAAGCUAUAUUUGCGACAGGACCACCAUUACAUUAUCGACACCUUGCUCAUCCUGGCCAGUGUCCGCUACAGCCAAGACCAAAUGGAAGAGUCCAUCGACUUGUGCAAAGAAGCUCUCGAAAUGGCCAAACGAUCCAAGGGAGAAACCGACGUUACCGUGGCGGAAAUAUUGUACAAAAUGGCCAUGGCGGAACGAGAAUCGGACCAUCGACAGCAGGCGUUAGAGCUCUUUGAGAAUGCAUUGGCGAUAUACCAGAUGAAUCACGAUGCCCGCAAUCCAAAAUGUAUUUCCACCAAACGUCAAGUCCAGCGUUUGCAGUAUGCCAUUGCCAAAGACGAACAAGAAGAAGUGGCAACGGAUGCUUGGGGUCCAAAAAAGAACAAGAAGAAGAAAAAGAAGCGGAAUGGGGAAUCCUCUAGAUGUAUCAUAUCCUAA